AUGCUGGUGAGGGAGCGGCUGCAGGAGAAGGAGCGGAACCCCGGCCUCUUUGGCCGGCUUCUCCGCAAGGUAGACGGCUGCGAGGUGCGCUUCAUCUUUGACGGCAAGAUGGACGAAAGUAUGGUGACCGUCGACGACCCCUACGAUCGCACAAGCGAGCGGAUGCAUUUGUUCUCCGACCCAGAGCCUGUCUGUGGCCGCGUGGUGCUGACACCGAAGGGUGCGUACCGCCACAACGGCAUUCUCUUGGAGCUCGUGGGGGUCAUCACGACCCUCGGGGAGGGUGAAGAGAAAACAGACUUUAUGCGGCAGGAAAAGAAGUUUGAGCCCGACACGUUUCACUCCGUGACGUCGUUGGAGUUUCGCUUUGCCGCGCCAAGGGAGUACGAGUCAUACCGUGGAAUGAACGCCCGUGUGUCGUACUACGUGCGGGUCACUAUCUGCCGCCCCGUAAAGAACAUCACGGAGGAGGAGGAGGUGUGGGUGAGCAAGGUGGAUACGCACCUGAGCGCGACCCAGCCGGACGCCUCACGGCAUCCCAGCUACUUCCGUGAAACGGUUUUCGGUCCGCAAUCUGUCUCCAUGGACGUGGGCGUUGAGAACGUGCUACACAUUGAGUUUAAGUACGACAAGAAGAUCUUUCACCUCCAGGAGCGUGUACUGGGGAAGGUCACGUUUAAACUAGCUGACAUGGAUAUUAGGUACGGCGAGGUUGGCGUGGUGCGAAAGGAAUACGUUGGCCCCGGCAAACCUACGGAGGCCAUGCAAACCGAGACGCUGCAGAAGUUUGAAAUCAUGGACGGCACCCCUGUUGUGGGGGAGGUGGUGCCUAUCCGCCUUUACCUCCGCUCCAUCCCACACCUCACCCCAACGUACCCCAAUGUACACAACUGCUUCCGUGUGCUGUACUUCCUGAACUUGGUGCUCAUCACGGGUGAGGGCAGGCGGUACUUCAAGCAGCAGGAGAUCACGUUGUACCGCAGACACGGACAGGAGGUGCCCACCGGAUCCAUGACGGAGUCGCCUUGA
Molecule: messenger RNA, 1029 nt
Organism: Trypanosoma conorhini
Lineage: Eukaryota; Euglenozoa; Kinetoplastea; Trypanosomatida; Trypanosomatidae
Product: vacuolar protein sorting-associated protein-like
Exons: 1
Coding region: 1-1029 (342 amino acids)
Biological process (GO): intracellular protein transport; retrograde transport, endosome to Golgi
Cellular component (GO): endosome; retromer complex
Source: RefSeq, a predicted model, not a curated record